This is a messenger RNA of Vitrella brassicaformis, 773 nucleotides long. The record is from the annotation of a GenBank genome assembly. Lineage: Eukaryota; Vitrellaceae.
GGCGUCACAACGAACACCAACAAGACCACCACCGCAAUGGCGAAGGCGGGGGCGACAAAGCGAGCAGACAACAUCAAGCUGAAAGCCAAGAGGGCGGUGGUGAACCCUCGCAAGCUGACGGCGAGGCCUCCCAAGCUGCGCAGCUCCAUCACCCCCGGCACCAUCCUGAUCCUGCUGGCGGGCAAGGCGCGCGGCCACCGCUGCGUCUUCCUGAAGCACCUGCCGUCCGGCCUGCUGAUGGUGACUGGCCCUUACUCGGUGAACGGCAUCCCGCUGCGGCGCGUCAACCAGCGGUACGUCAUCGCCACGAGCACCAAGGUGGACAUCGGCAAGGUGGACGUCAACAAGUUCGACGACACCUACUUCGCCAAACCCAAGGGCAAGCGCGGAGGGGGGUCCAAGAGUGAGGGCGGCAUCUUUGCCGAGGAGAAGGGCGAGGCCAAGGUGGAGAUCAGCGACGAGAAGAAGGCCGACCAGAUGAAGGUCGAUGGCGCCGUCCUGGGCGCGCUGGCCAAGGCGGACGCCGUCCUCAAGUCGUACCUCAAGACGAGAUUCUCCCUCACCAACAACAUGAAGCCCCACGAACUCAAGUUCUGAUCGGUGGGGGUGUGGUGUGGCGGAUGGGAGUGGGUGUGUGGUGUGUGGUUUCCGUGGCUGCGUGCUGCCUGCCUGCUUGCCUCGAGCGAACAGGACACUUCAUUCGUCGAGUGACUCAUACAUGGACAUGAUGCGCGUUUGCGUCAAUGAGGGGUGAACAGAUCUGAUUAUAAAGG